AGGAUGUCAGUGCCUCUGGGGAAACAGGUCUUUUUUACUGGCGUGGUGGCUAGCGGGGGCUGCGCCCUUUUGUACUACCUGAUACAGAAAACUUUUUCCAGGGCUUCCUAUUACCAGUUGGCGUUGGAGCAUCUACACAGCCACCCUGAGGCACUGGAAGCUCUGGGCACUCCUCUCAACGUUCACUAUCUCCGACUCACCGACAAGUACAACUUCGUGGACAUUGCUGAUGCAAAGUUGAAGAUUCCUGUCUCUGGACCCAAGUCAGAGGGCUAUCUCUAUGUCACCUCAUCCAGAGAUGCCCCCUUUAAGAGGUGGAACCUUCAGGAGGUCUUCUUAGAGCUCAAGGAUGGCCAGCAGAUUCCCCUGUUCAAGCCCAGUGGGGAGAACAGCAAUGAGCUGAAAAAGGAGUGA
Molecule: messenger RNA, 414 nt
Organism: Lipotes vexillifer (Yangtze River dolphin)
Lineage: Eukaryota; Metazoa; Chordata; Mammalia; Artiodactyla; Lipotidae
Gene: COA1
Product: cytochrome c oxidase assembly factor 1
Exons: 4
Coding region: 4-414 (136 amino acids)
Biological process (GO): mitochondrial respiratory chain complex I assembly; mitochondrial respiratory chain complex IV assembly
Cellular component (GO): mitochondrial inner membrane
Source: RefSeq, a predicted model, not a curated record